CGUGGACACAGGGACGUUAAGUCAUUGUUUGUGACGCCUGUGCAGUGAAACCGGCUUGCAUGAGUCAGAGAGACAUGCAGGAUAAGCUGUUGUGCGACUGUUCACCAGGCCCGGGACCACACCCCGUCCCCAGGUGGAGACUACCUGGACGGAGACAGUCAUAAAGAGUUCGCAUGUGGUUCAUGUUCUCCUCCUGCGGCAACUAGGUAUUUGCGAAGGUGUUUAAUAUGGAGCCGUGUAUGAGGAAGCCAGAGGUCAGAAAAACUGCCAAACCACCGCCACCAAAACCAACCCUAAAGCCCAAGGAUGCUCCCGCCGCCCCCCCAACCGAACCGGGCCGGACCCAGCAGCUCAUCCGGAGGAUAGAGAUGGCCAAGGAACAGGGUAAUGGAAACCCGGUGCAGGCAGAGACCGGAGGGAGACCUGUGGCUCCACCCCGGCGGGCUGAGAGGGAAGCUAAGAUAACAGACCAAGCCCCCACAGAAGACUCAAAACAGAGAUCCCAACUUGGAGCAUUUCAAAAGAGCCAGAAGGAGAAGACUCCUGCCUUUACAAGCACCGUGGGUAAGAACGCUGAGACCCAAGAUAAAGCCCAAGAUGGCCCCUCCAUGAAGAGUGGCAAGCAGUAUUCCAGCGACGAAGAAACAUCAGAAGAGGAGCAGUCUUCUGAGAGCCACCAGCCUGAGAAGCACACAGAUCCCAAGCCUGAAAAAGGAAAUAUCCUGUCUGGCAUAUUCCGGAAAAAAACUAAAGACAUCUCACCAUCUCCCUCAUUAACGGUCAGUGCAGCAGAUGAAGAGCCUGUUGACGAGGACAUCGUCUCCCCUGAAAAUCUUGGUGUUGCCAAGGAGGUUUCGGAGAGCAAUGACAGUCUGUCUGAAAACAACCCAAAGGUAAAGGAAAAGAAGGGCAUUUUCGGCGGAAUCCUCUGGAAGUCCCCGAAGCCAUCAGAGGCACAGGACACGCAGUCUCUCUCCAGCGAGUUUUCAGCCAGCAAUGACAGUCUGUCUGAGACCGCCAAGACCACGAAGGACAAAGGACACAUCUUCAGUGGGAUGUUCAAAAAGGACCCUAAGCUGCUGUCUGACAGCGGCCAGCCACCACACGGGGAGGAACACUCGCUCCAGGGUAAGCUCUCGGGCAGCAGUGACAGUCUGUCAGAAAACAAGGAGAAAGGCCACCUGUUCAGUGGACUCCUCAAAAAGAUUCCCAAAGCACCGAGGGAUAGCCAGGAAAAUCUGUCCGGGCAGGGAGAGCUGUCCGCCAGCAAUGACAGUCUCUCUGAACAGAAAAAACCCAAGGAGAAAGGAGGUGCUUUCAGUGGAAUGUUCAAGAGAUCGAUUAAACAUGACGAACAGUCCCUGAAUGAGUUGGCGUCAAGCAAUGAAGGUCUAUCGGAAAAUAGCAUGGGGAGUCUCGCUGGGCAGAAGGAGCUUUCAGAGAGCAACGACAGCCUGUCUGACCCCAAAAAGACAAAGGAGAAAGGUAAACCGUUCAGUGGAAUGUUCCGGAAACCUAACCAAAGCAAACCAGUAGACGCUACUCAACCGGAGGAGGAUAAAGAGUCACCAAACAGUGAUCUCCUGGCUAGCAACGAGAGCUUAUCAGAGACCAAGGAAAAGGGAGCUUUGUUUGGUGUAAUUCUGAAGAAGACUCCCAAGGCCACCGUAGACGCCACCGAGGACAAAGAGGUCGACAAGAAACUCCCGGUCAGCCAUGACAAUCUCUCUGAGGGUAACACUGUAAAGGAGAAACACAUCUUUGGCGGUAUCUUUAAGAAGCCCCAGAAGACAACGCAAGAGGAGAGCUCCGAUGACGAGGAGUCGAACCCGCCUGAAGAUGACUUCUCGGCCAUCUUCAAAGAUCUCUCUGAGACAACAACUCAGAAGGAGAAGGGAGGACUGUUUGGUGGGUUUCUCAAGAAGACCCCGAAAGCCACCGGUGACGACACAGAGGAGAAAGACAGCGAUAAGGAAAUCACCGCCAGCAAUGACAGUCUGUCUGAGGGUCACCACGCAAAGGAGAAAAGCAUCUUUGGCGGUAUCUUUAAGAAGCCCCAAAAGCCAACACAAGAGGACAGCUCCGAUAGAGAGGGGUCGAACCAGCCUGAAGAAGACAUCUCGGCUAGCUGUGAGAAUCUCUCUGAGACCACAACUCAGAAGGAGAAGAAACCAGGAUUUUCCGGAUUAUUCAAAAGGACGGCCAGCAUGGACAACCUCGACCAGGAGGAGAAAGGAGGACUGUUUGGUGGACUUCUCAAGAAGACCCCCAAGGCCACCGGCGACGACACAGAGGAGAAAGAUGGCACAAAGGAAAUCACCGCCAGCGAUGACCGUCUGUCUGAGGGGAAUUCUGCCAGGGAGAAACACAUCUUUGGCGGUAUCUUUAAGAAGCCCCAGAAGCCAACGCAAGAGGACAGCUCAGAUAAAGCGGGGUCCAACCAGCAUGAAGAAGAAAAAUCCUCUAGCUGUGAAAAUCUCUCUGAGACCACUAAUCAAAAGGAGAAGAAAGGAGGUCUUUCCGGUUUGUUCAAAAGGUCUGCCAGCAUCGACAACCUGAAUGACAAUGAAGAGAAAAGUAUUUUCAGUGGCAUUUUUAAGAAGCCAGCAAAAGCCUUGGAAGGGUCUACAGCUGACGAGGAUAUUGAAGGAAGAUUAUCCAUCAGCGGUGAUGAACUUUCAGAAACAGCCACGGAGAAAACGGGCGGGAUCUCUGGCAUGUUCAAACGCUCCCCCAAACCAGCUCCACGUUCCCUGGUCGCCAAGGACCCGCUCCAAGACACAAAUGAACUUGGCGAGAGUGACGAUGAAAGUCUGGCAGUGAAGGAUACGAAGACUUUACUGUCCGCCAGCAAUGACAGUCUGAACGAGGUUUCCACCACAAAAGAGAGGAUGAGAGCUUUUGGUGGGAUGUUCAAGAAGGCCCCAAAAGCAGUUGAACAACAGGACGAUGACGAGCCCAGACCACUAGGGGGCGGUAGAGGGCUUAAACGCAGAAAGACCAUCACCAGGAAGAAACGGGUCGUGUCAUUCAGAGUCAAACGGACUCUUCCAAGAACUGCAAAGAGCUCCGACCUGCUCCCUCUGAUGGAAGAGGAGAGUGUGGAGAUGAGGGAGAUGACCCCCUUCCAGGAGGACUCAGUAGAGAUCCAGAAUGUGGAGAUGGCAGCCUACCCCACUGAGGAAAACAACCGCGAUGCUGAGGAGAGCGAUGAGCUGAUGGAGUGGUGGAACGGGGUCGUAGGUUGGGCAGAAUGGAACGAGACAUCAAACUUUCAGGAGGAAGAUGAGGAACGGGCUGUGGAGCAGGCGGCCGACCGUCUGUUCAUGGCCGCCCGGCUCUUCGUGCGUAUCUUCAACCAGCGCGGGGCGUCGCUGCAGCAGCGCAUCCUGGAGCUGCUGGCCCAGGCGGACGCCGCCGACCAGUUCCACAAGCGCACCGUGUCGGCGGCGGUGGGCGGGGGCGUGGCCAGCGUGGCGGGCAGCGUGGCCACCAUCACCGGGCUCAUCCUGGCGCCGUUCACCUUCGGCGCGUCCAUCAUCGUGACGGCGGUGGGCAUCAGCGUGGCCACGGCCGGCAGCAUCGCCUCGGCGACGGCCAACAUCACGGACGCCGUGCACUCCAACAUGGACCGCAAGAAGGUGGAGAAGAUGAUCCAGGGAUACCAGGACGAGAUGGAGGACAUCAGCGAGUGCCUGGCCUUUGUGCAGGAAGGCAUGGUGACCCUGCAGGAGUGGGACUUCGAGAAGUACUCCCAGAGCGCCGCCAAGAAGGCGCUGAACCACAACAUCAAGCACGUCAUCAAGGAGGGCGGGCGCGCGGGCAAGGCCCUGGUGAUCAAGACCAACGAGCUCAUCAGCACCGUGCAGGUGCUGGGCGCGGCCGGGGGCGCGGCCAAGGCGGCGCAGGCCAUCAGCGUCACCACGGGCGUCAUGUCGGCGCUCUUCCUGGCGCUGGACGUCUUCUUCCUGGCCAAGGACUCGCACGAGCUGCGCAAGGGCGCCAAGACCAAGUUCGCCAAGAAGAUCCGGGAGGUGUGCACGGAGCUGCAGGCGGGCCUCCUGGAGCUGAACAAGGUGAAGUCGCAGCUGCAGAAGACCAUGGACGGCAUCGAGCUGGAGGAGGUGGAGGAGAUCCUGGAGGUGGAGGAGGAGGUGGACGAGGAGGAGAGCGCCGACGAGCUGGAGUCGGACCCCGCGAAGCUGGCCCAGAUGUACGAGGAGCUGGACGUCAUGGAGGAGAAGCUGGACAAGAGGGCGCUGGAGGAGAAGGAGCAGAGGGAGAGGGCGCAGAGGGAGAAGGAGCAGAAGGAGAAGGAGGAGAAGGAGAGGGUGCGCAGGGAGAAGGAGCAGAAGGAGAAGGAGCUGAAGGAGAGGGAGGAGAAGGAGAGGGCGCAGAGGGAGAAGAAGGAGAAAGAGGAGAGGGACAGGGCGCAGCGGGAGAAGGAGCGGAAGGAGAAGGAGAAGGAGAGAAAGGAGAAGGCGGGAAUCAAAGCGAAGGAGGAGCUGGUCCCGGCAGGGCGAGGCAAGGAGGAGGAGAAGAGAGACCAGGAGGGGGAGAAGAGAGACCAGGAGGGGGAGAAGGAGAAGGUAGAGGCAGGGAGCGGAGGGGAGCAGCAGGAGAAGAACAAGAAGGAGAAGGAGGAGGUGAACGACAGCAGCAGGUCGGCGAAGGGGACCAAAGCCCAUAGCGAGCGGGAGCGGAAGAGGGAGAGCGGCGAGGCGCAGAGCGCGACCGCGCCGGGGAGUCAGAAGGAGCCGCCGGGAGGAAAGAAGGCGAAGGAGGCGGAGAACAGAGCCACGACCCAGAGGGAGCACGCCCUCGGAGGGGACACAGCGGAGAGGGCGACGGGGGACCACGGGAAGGGCAAGAGCGAGAAGAAGGAAAGGGACGGCAUCGGGAAAUGGCUGGGGGGCCUGAGACGAGGGGGCGGGCCGGAGGCAAAGAGCGGACCGGAGGCAAAGAGCGGACCGGAGGCAAAGAGCGGACCGGAGGCAAAGAGCGGACCGGAGGCAAAGAGCGGACCGGAGGCAAAGAGCGGACCGGAGGCAAAGAGCGGGACGGAGGCAAAGAGCGGGACGGAGGCAAAGAGCGGGACGGAGGCAAAGAGCGGGACGGAGGCAAAGAGCGGGACGGAGGCAAAGAGCGGACCGGAGGCAAAGAGCGGGACGGAGGCAAAGAGCGGGACGGAGGCAAAGAGCGGGCCGGAGGCAAAGAGCGGACCGGAAGGUGAGCGUCAGGCGGAGAGGAGUGAGGAGAAGCUCAGCGCGGCGCCGAAGGAGAGCGGGGCAGAGACGGGUGGCAGCACACGCGGGAGCAGACACAGCAGCAGCGGCAGCAGCACACAUCACAGACACAACAGCAGCAGCAGCGCACACACUGACACACGCCCUGGAACACAAAGCGGCGCCCACAGCAGACACGCGAGCAGCAGCAGCAGCACCCACGGCGGUGGUCGGAGCGAGAGGGACCGGGCCAGGGGCCCCGGACCGGAGGCCAGAGAGGGCCCCCCGCAGACCCGGGGAGACGGAAGCCAACGACGAGACGGCGGCCCGACGGCGGGGGGGGCGAGAGGGGGGGCCGGGGGGCGAGAGGGGGGAGGUGAGGAGGAGGGAGUCGGAGAGGAGCCGGGAGGAAGACGAGUCGCCGUCGCCCAGGACGACGCUGUGGCACUGUGCGCUGGA
Molecule: messenger RNA, 5684 nt
Organism: Gadus macrocephalus (Pacific cod)
Lineage: Eukaryota; Metazoa; Chordata; Actinopteri; Gadiformes; Gadidae
Exons: 51
Biological process (GO): lipid transport; lipoprotein metabolic process
Cellular component (GO): extracellular region; membrane
Molecular function (GO): lipid binding
Source: RefSeq, a predicted model, not a curated record